AUGCAGCUGCUCCUGACAGGCGCUACCGGCGCUGACCCCGCCAUUACGCGCAUCACCCUGUUGACGCGCCGCGCGAUACCCGAGUGGACAGUGCUCCCAGAGUCCGCCGCAUCGAAGACGGCAGUGAUCCUGCACGACGACCUUACAUCCUAUCCACCAGAGCUUGCACGUCAUCUAGCAGUGCACGACGCAUGCAUCUGGGCACUCGGUCGCUCUGCCCUCGGCGUUGGCGAGCAGGAGUACACCACCUUCACCCACGACUAUCUCAUUGCGGCCGUGCACGCGAUCCAGGAGGCACGAGUGGGCGAAGGAAGGCAGGCGGAGAGCCCGUUCAGAUUCGUGUAUCUUAGCGGGGAGGGCGCAGACCCGACGGGCAAGACAACCCAGAUGUGGGCGCGUGUCAAGGGACGCACCGAGAGCGAGCUCAUCGAGCUCUGCAAAAGCUCGCCGGGUAUGAAGGCUCACGUCUAUCGACCAGGAUAUUUCUUCCCUUCGAAGCGCUACCCGGAAGACCGCAAGAACCAGCGCCCGGCUUCUGCGCGCGCCAUGGACUGGGCCAUAACGCCAAUCAUGUCUUGCUUUUUGCCUUCGUUGCUGACGCCGAUCGACGAUCUUGCGCGUUUUACAAUCGAGGUCGCCAAGGGACGCUGGCCUGACGAGGAUCUGUUCGUAAACAAGCGAAUGAGGGAGCUCGUGAAGGAUAUAUAA
Messenger RNA from Sparassis crispa, 708 nucleotides. RefSeq lists its product as hypothetical. The record is from RefSeq and is a predicted model, not a curated record. The coding region runs from base 1 to 708 and encodes 235 amino acids. The transcript has 3 exons. Lineage: Eukaryota; Fungi; Basidiomycota; Agaricomycetes; Polyporales; Sparassidaceae.